Aureobasidium melanogenum CBS 110374 is the source of this 837-nucleotide messenger RNA. Its product is annotated as RTA1 protein. Gene Ontology annotation, cellular component: membrane. The transcript is spliced from 2 exons. Bases 1 to 837 code for a protein of 278 amino acids. The record is from RefSeq and is a predicted model, not a curated record. NCBI's taxonomy places the organism in Eukaryota, Fungi, Ascomycota, Dothideomycetes, Dothideales, Saccotheciaceae.
AUGCCUUUUUCGUACUACGAAUACCUUCCAUCCAAAGCAGCUGCUGUGGUUGCUUGCCUCAUCUUCAUCAUCAUCACCCUCCUUCACUCCUGGCAACUCUUCCGUACACGCACCUGGUUUUUCAUCCCAUUCGUCAUCGGCGGUCUUUUCGAAGUCAUUGGAUACGCCGCCAGAGCUAAGUCUGCAAGCCAACACCCCGAUUACACCUUGAUGCCAUACAUCCUGCAAUCCCUAUUUCUGCUUCUCGCACCCACCCUCUUUGCAGCAAGCAUAUACAUGGAACUCGGCCGCAUCCUCGACCUCACAGAAGGAGAAUCCCGCUCUUUGAUUAGACGAAAACUCCUCACCAAGAUUUUUGUCACGGGAGAUGUGCUCUCGUUUCUCGCGCAGAGUGCUGGCGGCGGUAUGCUUGCUCAAGGCAGCAGUUCUGGAAACAAGAUUAUCAUUGGAGGGUUAGUGCUUCAAUUGCUCUUUUUUGGCUUUUUUAUGGUGUCGGCAGUGGUGUUCCAUCGUUGUUUGUCUGAUCAUCCUACCAGUAAGGUGAUGGCUAUGCCGUUACCUUGGAAGAAACACUUGAAUGCGUUGUAUGCUGGAAGCAUUAUGAUUCUGGUGCGCUCACUUUAUCGGUUGAUUGAGUAUAUUCAGGGCGGCAGCACUGGGUAUAUCGUUCAGCAUGAGUGGACAUUGUACAUUUUUGAUGCUGCGCUCAUGUUGGGGACUAUGCUGGUCUUCUUUUGGAUACAUCCAAGCGAGAUUAGAGCGCUUCUGCGCGGUGGUCCUGCGCUGCAGGGUUGGAUACCUUUGAGAGUGUUUGCACCUCUACAAGCUGCGGUAUAG